AUAAGCUUUCUACGGGUUUGUGACGAAGAAGAAGGAGAAAAGAAGAAGACGAACUCAGGUUGGAUUAUCAAACUUUGUUUAAUGGCUUCUCACAGCUAUCCAACACUUGGGUUUAGUCUUCUUCAAGAGUUAGGAAGCAACGAAACCAUCAAAAAGAGCCAGACUUGUCUUGUGAAUCCUGGGAGGAGAAAACAUGAGUUAAUACUAGAAAGCUCCUUUAACCUGAGACCACAUCUCUUGGAGCCAUUAAAACCUUUUUGUUCUUUGAGCAAGUCUAAUCAUUUUGUGGAGUGUAAUUCAACUAUGAUGAAGCCUAGGCUCAUGGAUGUUCAUGAGGCCGGACCAGAACCUCUGUGCUUAGGCUUGGGAAUCACUGAGCAGUCUGCAAGACAAGAGAAGAUGAUAGAGUUCCUUUUGUCUAGAUUAGAAGAACUCAAAGAAGGAGGGUUCAGUUUUUCUAUGCUGUCUGAAUUGAUGGGUCUAGAUGCUUUCAGAUCAAGUUCUCAGCUACCACAUGCGUCCUCCUCUCUUCUUUACUUGAAUCAAGAAUCCUCAAAGUCGUUUUUGGAUCUCAUGGUGGAUGGUAACGUUCUGUUAUCAAGUAACAGAGCUGAGUUGAAUGAUUUGGUUUCUACCGUGGCUGAGAUUCCUAAGUUACGAAGGAACUCAACAAGAUGGAGAAAGCUCUCACGGCUUGUCCCGCAGUUUCAGCGCAGAUUCGACAGUGAAGUACUAAUAGACACUCUGCACCUACCUGACGCAAUUACACUAGGUCCUCUCAAGAGUCCGAAGAAAACCAAGCUCAAGCCUUCACCAAAGAAACAAAAUCCGAAGAUAAGAGAUACGGAAAAAGACCUCUACAAAAGAAACCAUCUUUAUGCAUGUGAGAGCCUUAUCUCUCUGAUGAUAGGCAAUGACCAACAUAGACAAACCACUAUGCUAUCUCUAAAGAAAUCACGUGGAGAACUCUUGGCGCUUUUGACUCAGUUUUCAAUUGGCAUUGCUGGAACUGGUAUCGCUGUGCUCUUCUCUGUUGCUUCCAGACGGGUACCCUUUUGUGCAAACAAGUUCUUCGAGAGUGCACUGAGUUUGAGUUUGGUAUUGCUCUCAUGGUCGGUGAGUAGACUUAGGAAGGCCAUUGUUGAUGCCAAUAGGAAAGCAAUCAAGGAAGAAGAAAUCAAGAAUAAAGUGGAAAGAAGAAUCAAGGAAGUUUACUUCAGAGCGGCGACAGUUAUUGCCAUGGUUGCACUUAGGUUUGGUUGAAUAUCGAAAUGC
Molecule: messenger RNA, 1275 nt
Organism: Capsella rubella
Lineage: Eukaryota; Viridiplantae; Streptophyta; Magnoliopsida; Brassicales; Brassicaceae
Exons: 5
Coding region: 82-1263 (393 amino acids)
Source: RefSeq, a predicted model, not a curated record